Molecule: messenger RNA, 2340 nt
Organism: Medicago truncatula (barrel medic)
Lineage: Eukaryota; Viridiplantae; Streptophyta; Magnoliopsida; Fabales; Fabaceae
Exons: 2
Coding region: 1-2340 (779 amino acids)
Source: RefSeq, a predicted model, not a curated record
AUGGUGGCUCAUGGCGGAUCCCAACCUGUAUACCCCAACUACCCCUAUGUUGCUAAUAUUCCAUCACCCAUCCCAGCUCCACAAAACCCAAACUAUCAACCACAAAGGCCUCAAGCCCACCGUCCAUAUUAUCCACCACUAUAUCAAUCACAACCUUAUCAGCCACAACCGUUUUACCAACAACUAUACUAUCCCCUUCCACCACAACAACAACAGCCUCGUCAGCCUCGUCCUCCACCACAACAACAACAGCCUCGUCAGCCUCGCCCUCCAAGAAAUCAAUUCCCUCCUAUCCCUAUGUUGUAUGGAGACUUGUUACCUUCCCUACUCGCUAGGGGUCUUGUUCAGGUUAAACCACGUCCCCUGGUGCCGAACCCUUUACCUCAUUGGUAUCGCCCAGACCUUACUUAUGAAUUCCAUCAAGGGGCACCAGGGCACGACAUUGAGCACUGUUACCCUCUCAAAGACGCAGUCCAAAGAUUGAUUCACAACAAGGACUUAUCCUUCAAUGACCCUGUUGCUCCAAACAACCCUCUGCCACCUCAUGGGCCGACCGUUAACAUGAUUGAGAAUUGUCAGGAAGAUGGUCUCGUCACCAACGCUCAAGAUGUCAGAACCCCGUUGGUUCCAAUGCAUGUGAAGAUGUGUAACAUAGGUAUGUUUAGCCACGAUCAUAUCAAUUGUGAGGUGUGUUCUGCGGAUCCCCAUGGGUGCAUUCAAGUUCAAAAUGAUGUACAAGGGUUAAUGGAUCAAGGAGAGCUGGUUGUCACAAGAGAAGAUAAGAACAUUUGUGUUGUAAUUCCUGUGUUUAAGGAUAGGACGAAACCAAUUGGUGUUGUUACUCCGAUAUUCAAAGACAAUGCCAAGACAGUUGUCGAUCCUCUGGCAAUUUGUAUGCCAAAACCCAAGCUGUUUUUCUCCCAGAAGGCUAUUCCAUAUAGCUACGAAUCUACAGGCAUAGAGGAUGGUAAAGGGGUACUUUUGAGUCCUUCAACUUCGGUAGAUAACAUUGCUGAGAGUAGUCAAAUUCUGAGAAGUGGACGUAUUCUUCCGGCUGUUGUACAAGCAACGAACAAAGCUCCGGUGAUAGAAUCAGUGCCAAUACCAGAUCCUAGCAAGGGUAAAAGUGUGGGUCAACCUAGUGGAACUGACAACGAUGAAAUUUUGAAACUAAUCAAGAAAAGUGAUUAUAAGAUAGUGGAUCAGUUAUUGCAAACUCCAUCCAAGAUUUCUAUCAUGUCACUAUUGACAAGUUCUGAUGCUCAUAGGGAGGCCUUGAUGAAAGUGUUGAAUCAGGCCUACGUAGACCAUGAUGUGACUUUGGAUCAAUUUGGGAGCAUUGUUGGAAAUGUGACGGCAUGCAACAAUCUGAGUUUCAGUGAGGAAGACCUCCCGGUGGAGGGGAAAAAUCAUAACAUGGCCUUACAUAUCUCUGUUAUGUGCAAAACAGAUUCUCUAUCCAAUGUCUUGAUAGACAACGGUUCUUCCCUCAAUGUGAUGGCGAAGACAACCUUCGAUAAAUUGACAUAUUCAGACGGAUUUAUCAGGCCCAGUUGCAUGUCAGUAAGGGCAUUUGAUGGAUCCAGGAAGACGGUGUGGGGAGAAAUAGAUUUACCUAUCACUAUUGGGCCCCAAGAGUUUAAAGUUACAUUCCAGAUAAUGGAUAUUCAAGCUUCCUACAGCUGUUUACUUGGUAGACCAUGGAUUCAUGAAGCAGGGGCAGUAACAUCCACUCUUCACCAAAAGCUAAAGUUUGUGAGUCAUGGAAAGCUUGUUACAGUGAGUGGAGAAUCAGCUCUUUUGGUUAGCCAUUUGUCGUCCUUUUCCUUCAUUGGUGGUGAAAGUUCGCAUGGAACGUCAUUCCAAGGGCUCUCGGUUGAAAGCGGUACUACAAAGGGUGAAACAUGCAUGGCCUCUCUAAGGGAUGCUCAGAGAGUAAUUCAAGAAGGAAAAGCGGAAGGCUGGGGACUGAACAUAAGUGAGCCCGUUGAACGUAGGGACCCUAUGCUUCCGCCCAACUUGGAGUUCCCUGUUUAUGAGGCUUGGGUAGAGGAGGAUGAAGAGUUUCCUAAUGAGCUCAGAUGGAUGUUAGAGCAAGAAAGAAAAGCCAUUCAGCCUCAUAAGGAAGAAAUAGAGUUGAUCAACCUGGGUACUGAGGAAGAUAAGAAAGAGAUUAAGAUUGGAGCGUCAUUAGAGGCAUCUGUCAAGAAUAGGAUAAUUGAGCUUCUCAAAGAGUAUGAUGAUAUAUUUGCGUGGUCCUACAAAGACAUGCCGGGGUUAGACCCUGAUGUUGUUGAACAUCGUUUGCCUCUAAAGCCCGAGUGUCCUCCAGUCAAGUAG